UUAAAAAAAAACAAAAAAAAACUACUGCCCUGUGCCCCUUGACCACUAGCACGUGUGUCCAUGUGCUCUGCCCAUCACUGUCAGGUGUCCUAAGCCUGGGGUCCCGGGUUUACAAGGACCCGGUGUUGAGGAACUCUCAGUAAGUCAGUGCCCGUGGAAUUUUUUUCUAAACCUAACAUUUAGCCAUUUCAGUUAGUAGCAUUUCCCCCUUAAUCGUAAUUUUGACAUCAGAGACUAAUGAAUUUACCUAAUGGUUUGCGCUUUAUUGCUCAUAAUUGAGUGGAGGAACUGGUUCCUAUUUGAUACAUAACAUUAGCAUAUUUAGCUUAAUUUUUGUAUCGCAAAAGGACAGUCCCCCCCCCCCACGAUGCCCUUCUGUAGCAAGCAGCAGAUAAAAGAACAUCCCAAACUAGGAUUGUUUAAAAAUCUACCCAGUAUAUAAAUACUUUCAAGACAAUUUUAGACUUUUGCUGACUGGCCACCACCACCACCACCACCACCACCACAUUAGUGCUUUAGCAUUGUCCAUAAUUUUGAAAUAUGUAACAUGAAUUUUGCUCAUGAAUUGGGCCCUGGGUCCUGUCGUUUGUGGUGAGGGGCUGACUGGGGGGACAUGAGGGCCGGACGGGGAGUGUUCACACCACUAGAACCUGCCAGGCUCUGUGACAAGCUCUUCAAACUGGGUUUUAUUUUGCUACCGAACUCCUUCCCUCUACCUGUGGAGAAUAUUCCCCACUAAAGCCCUUAAUACAGUUUAUUCUAAGGGAUAAAAGCUGAAUUUUUAUUCUAAAAUUUGCACAAAUGUUUUGUUUUUCAGGUCUUGAGUCACCACGUCCAAAUACAAUCCUCGGGUUAGUAAUCUGUCAGAAAAUAAAACGUCCUUCAAAUGCUGGAGAGUUGGACAAGAUAGAGGAAAAGCGAAGCCGGCUCCAAACACAAGAAGUGGAUGUUGCAGCCUACCCCAAAGGAACUGCGGCUCCUCAGCCUGAAAAGAAGCCCUCCAGGUAUCAGCUCCUCUCUGCAGACGCGGCUGCCAGCAGCACCCCCCUGGGGUCACCGCCACCCCCGCCCCCCCUGCCGGAGCCCCCGGCAGCGCCAGCUUCGGCAUCAGCGUUAAAGAUCCUGUCGUCCCUCCGGCCCGGGGCCACAAGCACUGUCACAGCAUCAGCUGCGUCCACGGCAGUCACAGGGGCAGCCGCCUCCGCCGCUUCAUCUGCUUCCAAGACAGCUUCGCCCCUAGAACACAUCCUCCAGACUCUUUUUGGAAAAAAGAAAUCCUUCGAUGCCCCUGCCAAAGAUUCUGCUGAGUCCACUGCAGCCUCCCACCCAGAUGCCAAAACCAAGGUGCAUGACGGGGUGGCAGCCACCCUAUUGCUAGAUCCAAUUGUCCAGCAGUUUGGUCAGUUUUCAAAAGAAAACGCUUUGGAGGAAGAAGAGGACGACAGGCCCUAUGACCCCGAGGAAGAGUAUGGUCCUGAGUGGGCCUUCCACACCCCACUCCCGGAAGAAGGGAAACAGGGGGACACGGAAAAUGCUCCUGAAACGGAUGAGGAGGAGGAGGUGGCCUGCGACCCCGAAGACGAGACCAUCCUAGAGGAGGCCGAGGUCACCAUUGACGACCUGCCCAACAGAAUGUGUGCAGAUGUUAAAAGGAACUCCCCAGAGAGGUCUGCUGAGCAUGCCGCUGAUCUCCCCACUCCCUCCUUGGCUGAACAACAGAAAAUGUUAGAGGCACUGAACAAGCAGAUCGAGGAGCAGAAACGACAGCUCGAGGAGCAGGAGGAGGCCCUGAGGCAGCAGAGGGCGGCCAUGGGGGCCUCCAUGGCCCACUUUUCAGUGUCAGAGGCGUUAAUGUCACCCCCACCCAAGGCCUCGCUGACCAAGGCAGAGCUGUUCCAGCCAGAGCCACAGAUCCCAGACAAGCCCACCUUACUUCCCAGCAGCAGCCCGGCGACCCAGGGCGCCCACCGAAGCUCAGACCCGAGGCCGAGCCGAGACCCCCGGCUGGCCCGGAGGCUGGCGGCAGAGAGCAGCGAGGCUGGGGAGCUCAAGCCACCGGCCAAUGGCUUGCACAGCGCCCUGCUUUCCCGGGACACCCCUGGGGGGGCCGACACAGCCCAGCUGCCUCUGCUGGCCCAGGAGGAGCGGGAAUUGGCGCCUCCCCAGUGGGUGCCCGGUGAGAAAGCUCCACCACUGUCCAACCACGGCAGACAGCAGAGCGAGCGCCCAGAAGACGCAGCCAUGCAGCUCUCCGAGAGCGCCCAUCCCCCGGGGGUCCGGGACAGCGCCCCCAGGCCGGUGCGCAAAGUACUGCUGCCCACGCCGCCCAGCACCGCCUUGCAGCCCAAUUUCCCUCUGCACAGCGAUGGGCAGAGUUUCAGCGUUCCCGGGGGAAGGGAGCCUCUCUCGAGCACAGUGUUCACAUCUCAGGAGAAAUCUCUCGGUGCGUCCCAGUUUGAGGAUCCAAGAAAUCUUCAGUUUCCUGAAAAAACAGACAGUGCAGGUGCUGAGAGAGAGAGAGCGCCGCAGUGCAAGCCCAGCGAGGGGGCCUCUGCGUUUCCCCCAACUGCACAGAAGGGGGGCGGCCCCCAGCCCCAGUUCCAGGGGCAGCGGGAACCCCCUCUGCGGGCCUUCCCGCCAGGACUUCACGGCCCUGGUUUCCCAGCACCAAGGGGACCGGCCCCUCCAUUUUCUGAGGAGAAUCUUACUUCUAAUCACGAGGGUCUGAGAUGGCCUCCGCCCCCCAGGUUCGGGGCACAGAAGGGGCCGAUCCCUUCCUUGUUCUCCGGACAACAUGGUCCCCCUCUUUUCGGGGAGAACAGGGGCCCUGUGCCCUCCUCCCUCGGGGGGCCCCGAGCAGGAGCACCAUUCCAGUUUGAGGAACGCAAAGAUCCCCAUGGGGAAAAGAAGGAAUUCCAAGAACCCCCGUACGCCGAGCUGCCUGGUCCUCCUGCCCAGUUUGAAGGGCCCGAACAGGCCCAGUUUAUGGAGCAUCGGGGCUCCACACCUCUCCAAUUCAGAGCCCAGAGAAGACCCCUGCUAUGGCAGUUCAGAGGACCCGGAGGCCCUCCGCCCUCUCAGUUCGGAGGUCAGCGAGGACUGCCCCCUGGCCAUUUUGUGGGCCCCAGGGGGCCCCAUCCUGGUCACUUUGAAGGACCCAGAGGCCAAGCACCAAAUUUCAUGCCAGGCCCCAGGGGAAUCCAGCCUCAGCAAUUUGAAGGACAAAGAGGAAAUUCACCACCGAGCUUUGCAAGUCAGAGGGCGCCGGCACCCCUUCCGUUUGCUGGACCCCGGGGAUCCGCGCCCUUUUCUGAGAAAAAUGAGCAGCCGCCUUCAUGGGUCCGCUUCCAGGGGCAGCCCCCGCCGGUGCCGAAGCCUGGCCCGCGGCCGCUGCUGGAGCUCCCCGGCCACCCGCCGCCGCCCCGGAAGGAGCCGUGGGACGACGCGCGCCCGGCCGCCUCCCUGCCCGCCGGCGCCCCCGGGCCGGGCCCCGAGGCCGACCCGCAGUGGUCGCCCCCCGGUUUCCUGGAGGGCAGAGGGCACGAGUGCGGGAACCAGGCCUUGGAAGUCAGGCCGCGGGAGCGGUUUGAGGCGGGACCCAAGGAGAAGCCGGCGGACGAGCCCGAGGCGCAGAGGGGCAACGGGCGCCCGGGCCGGGCCUGCGAGGAGCGGCGGCGCGAGCGGGAGCACGGCCGGGGCUGGGUCCGCGAGCGGGACCGGGAGAGGCAGCGGGACAAGGACAGAGACCCGCGGGAGCGCGGCCGGGACCGCAAGGACCGCAGCAAGGGCAAGGAGAGCGGCCGCGACCCGAAGGCCCAGGCGCCCCGGGCCCCCACGGCGGGCGGUGCAGCCCCCGCGCAGGCCUAGGCCGGGGGUCCCCAGUGGGCAGUGGCCUGGGUGAAGGUGGCGUAUUCCGGAUUUCAGAACAUGACUGUAACUUUGUGUAUGAUGGUUUCUUAAUGGAAUUUCACACCUUUACAAUUCUGAUGCUUCUUUAAAAACUAACAACUCAGUAUUUCCAUUCAAAAUAACAGCAAUGGGAAAGUGUCACUAAAAGCAUAUUGGUUUUUCAGAUUAUAAAGCUAUCUUUUCCAAGAACCUGACUUGUAAAUGUUAAGGGAAUGUCCGCGGACCUUAGAGUCAUACCUUUACUGACAUCGCAUCUGUAUGUCUGUGUUCAAAAGGCUGGUUUUCCCUUUUUCCAUGUCUGUCACCUGCUGUCAGAGGAGCCCCCUGCUGCCCUCGGAUUGGGUUACCCUUGGGGGCUGCGUGCGUUUAUGGCCUGAUUAAGGGAGAGCAGUAUUACUACUUUGUAUCUGGAAGGAUGAGACACACAAAACUUGUAAGUGCAUUUUUCUUGUCAUAAGGAAAUUUGAAUUACAAAUUUCAACCAGGAAACAAAAACACAUUUUCAUUUUGCUCAGCCUUAGAAUUUUUUUUCAAAAACAUGAUUAAAAGCAACAUAUGUCCAAAUAGAAACAGUUGCAUUUUAAAUGACAAUUUAUUGAAAACUGUCUAAAUUUUACCAGCCUAAAGAAAAUGAGAAUAAAAAAACAAUUAAGUAUACUUUAAGGGGUGAGGGGGGGUGGUUCUUUGAAUAAUCAGGAACAUUUUGUUUGUAGAAUUUUGCCUUCUGAGCAGUUCUUCCUUUAUCCCAGGAAAGGUGCACUAAGCUUUAAACUGUCACAUUUGUCAGAUGAGAAAUUUAAAAGUCUGUCAUUGAGAAUGGAACAAUAUUUGUAUAAAGUCUGAGAUGGAAAAUAGUGAUAUUAGUUCAAGAACUACAAACUACAUAGAAAGCGUUCACUGUGAAAUACAGUAUACUGCUGCUUGUCAUGUAUUUUUCAAGUACUUCUGAAGUGUGAAAUAGAGAAAACUUUGCUAAUUUAUUUGACUGUACAAAUACACUUUGAUAAUUUUUUAUAUUUUCAUAAAAUUACUUUUGCAAAUGUAAAAUUAGAGGAUUUCAUUUGUCCUUUGAACUCUAUUCCAUUAUACAUCACUACAGUUUUUCACUUUAUAGCAGAAAUUUCUAAGUUGCAAGAGCCCAGCAGUGUGGGGUGGCGGCCGUGUGGACCGAGGGCUGCGGGUUGCACCCCGUUGAAGUGGGGUUGUGCUCCAACAUCUAAUAUGAUGUGAAGGUUUUUUACAUAUAAAACACAUCUUUCUAAUUUAAAUACACAAAUAUAAAAAAUCAAGUAUGUUUCCUUAAGUUUACUCGAUAGAAAUUUCUGUAAAUUGUAUUUUAUAUUGCGAAGUAUAUGAAUGUACAUUAAAACAUGGAACUGUGUAGGUUUUGUUAUUUGAAGUAGAAUAAACA
Choloepus didactylus (southern two-toed sloth) is the source of this 5320-nucleotide messenger RNA. Its product is annotated as death-inducer obliterator 1-like. The record is from RefSeq and is a predicted model, not a curated record. Lineage: Eukaryota; Metazoa; Chordata; Mammalia; Pilosa; Megalonychidae. Bases 802 to 3867 code for a protein of 1021 amino acids. Gene Ontology annotation, cellular component: nucleus. Gene Ontology annotation, biological process: DNA-templated transcription. The transcript has a single exon.